CUACUGGUACUGCUAGAAGAACAAACUGUGACUGCAACUCCCCCCAAACAAAGCCAAAAUGGCGAAUUCAGUAGUAAUUCCCCGUAUGUCUCUCAUCUUCCUCCGCUCCAAAUCCAUGUCUUCUCUCACUAUAAUACCUCACACUAUUUUCUCAACCUCAGAAAAGCUCCAUCCCCUUAUUCUCAAAAACUCCCAUUAUUCACUUCAUUUUUUCUCUACUACUUCAACUCCAUAUCCACUUCAAUACGAUAUGAUAAUCUCCCGCCCUGCAAAUUCCCCUUCACCAAUCCAAAAAUCCCGCCCACAACGUUUCCUUCCCAAUUCAAAACCUACUGAUUCCGAACCCGAACCGGGUUCAGAACUCGGGUUCGACGAUUGGGUCGAUAGAAAAUUGAAUUCAAAAUCAUCUAACGAGGAACCCAAUUCGGAUAAUAUUAUGAAAAUGGAUAAAGGGAAAAGGAAAUAUUAUAAUAAGAGGAGGAAAAGAAUGUUUGGCGGGUCGGAUUCGGAUUCGGGGGAUGAGAAUAACCGGGGUAAGGAUAAUGAGUUUGUUGAGCUGAAGCAGGAAGUAGUGGAGCUACGUACAUUCCACAAGAAGGAAGAAGAGUUGUACUUUUAUGACAAUUUUGCUUACCCUUGGGAAAAAGAUAAGCAUUAUAAGAUGGUGUAUCAAUUGGAGAAAAAGUAUUUUCCUGAUCAGUGUUUUGAUAAAGCUUUUCUUGAACCUGGGCAAUCAAAUGAGCAUGUAAAGAAGAGCAAAAAGAAAUUGGGAAUUAGGGAAAAGAUAAUUGAGAAAGAUGGUGAUGGUGGGGUUGAUAAAAAUUUGAUCUUUUUUGAGGAAGAAGAAAAGGGUAAUGUAAAGAAUACCAAAAAGAAAACUUCUGAUGGCGGGAUUGAUAAAAGUUUGAUCUUUUUUGAGGAAGGAGGAAAGGGUGUGAGGAAUAGGGGUGAAAAUAAGGAAGAAGGUAAAGUUGAUGUAUCGGAGAAGAAAGUGGAAGAGUUCUUCAAGUGUUUGAAGAAAGUUCCAAAUAAGGAAAAUGGUGUUGUUAGUGCUGAGCCGUUUCUAGCUACAAGGAGUACAGGGCUUCCUCCUAAAUGGGAUAGCCCGGGUGGGACAGUGGUAUUAGUGAACAAACCAAAAGGUUGGACUUCUUUCACUGUUUGUGGAAAGUUGCGGCGUCUAACAAAAGUGAAAAAGGUGGGCCAUGCUGGAACACUUGAUCCAAUGGCAACUGGCUUAUUGAUUGUAUGUGUUGGUAAAGCUACAAAGAUCGUUGACAGUUAUCAGGGUAUGAUGAAGGGCUACAGUGGAAUCUUCCGUCUGGGGGAAGCCACCUCUACCUGGGAUGCAGAUUCCCUGGUUAUUCAGCGAGAGCCGUGGGAGCAUAUCAAGGAUGAGGACAUAAAGAAAACAGCAGCGUCCUUUUAUGGAGAGAUAUGGCAAGUCCCUCCGAUGUUCUCAGCAAUCAAAGUUGGUGGUGAAAAGAUGUAUGAGAAAGCAAGAAGAGGGGAAAGCAUCGAACUUUCACCGAGGAGGAUUUCAAUUUUCGAAUUUGAUGUGAAGCAGAGUUUAGAUGACAGACAGAAUGUGAUUUUCCGAGUUAGAUGCUCAAAAGGUACCUAUGUCCGAUCACUAUGUGCAGACUUCGGGAAAGCUCUUGGCAGUUGUGCUCACUUGACAGCUCUAAGACGAGAUUCAAUUGGAGAGUACUCAGCAGAUGAUGCUUGGGAAUUUCAAGAGUUGGAAGAGGCAAUCACCAAAGGAUAUUUGUAAGAUUCUUGGAAAUCCCAGUGGGCAGAGUUACCCAAUACCUGUGCUGUGCAAGACUGGAAGGUAACAGGUACCGGUAGAUAGUUGAGGUGCGCGCAAGCAGCCCGGACACCACCGUUGUAAAGAAAAAAAAAUUAUUCUUGGAGAUUCCACAUUUGUUGGUGCCAAUUGGAGAUCUUACCAGCUACCUUAACCUCAACAAAGGAUUUCACUUUUUCCUCCACUUCACCUCUUUCCUUGCUUUUUCCUACUUUCCCUUAGUUUCUGGGCAGAAGUGUCUUAAGUUAUAUCCUUUAUAAGUUGAAGAUAAGGGUGAAUGUAAUAGCUCUUUGUAACCAUUUCUGGUAUUAAUUGCACUUAUUUUUUUGUUACAACCUUUAGUAUGCACCUCUUUAAGUGUAAGUGCUACAAAAAGGGGAUCAUUCUUUAUGGCAUUACAAAUGAAAAAAGUCUACUGCAUUAUAGAGUUUGAGA
Molecule: messenger RNA, 2245 nt
Organism: Nicotiana attenuata
Lineage: Eukaryota; Viridiplantae; Streptophyta; Magnoliopsida; Solanales; Solanaceae
Exons: 9
Coding region: 59-1774 (571 amino acids)
Biological process (GO): mRNA pseudouridine synthesis; tRNA modification
Cellular component (GO): mitochondrion
Molecular function (GO): RNA binding; pseudouridine synthase activity
Source: RefSeq, a predicted model, not a curated record